Molecule: messenger RNA, 1727 nt
Organism: Prunus avium (sweet cherry)
Lineage: Eukaryota; Viridiplantae; Streptophyta; Magnoliopsida; Rosales; Rosaceae
Source: RefSeq, a predicted model, not a curated record
AUGAAAAUCCAUCACCUCAUCAAUAUUUCUCACUUUUUGCUCAUUUCGUUGUGCUUAUUGGGUAUUGGAAUUGCAAGCAUUACUGGUGUGAAAGCGAAAUCAAUAUGCAUUGAGGAAGAAAGGAAAGCACUUGUGAGCUUCAAACAAGAUCUUACUGAUCCGUCUAGUAGGCUUUCUUCUUGGGUGGGUCAUGAUUGCUGUCGCUGGGAAGGGAUUUCAUGCAGCAACCAGACCCGUCAUGUUGACAAGAUCGAUCUCCGCAAUACAUAUCCAGAUUCCACGACUAAUGAAGAGUGGGACGAGUUGGCUUUUAACCAGUCUUGCUUGGGGGGUAAGAUAAAUCCUUCUUUGCUUACCUUGAAACACUUGCUUUACCUGGACUUAAGUGGGAAUUCUUUUGAAGGGAUCCACAUUCCUAACUUCUUUGGAGAGCUUAAAACUCUGAGGUAUCUCAAUAUCUCCUUUACAUAUUUUGCUGGAGAGAUUCCCCCUUCUCUUGGUAACUUAUCAAACUUGAACUAUCUUGAUGUCGGUUAUUCAUAUUUCUCUUCCAAAAACUUGAAUUGGCUUUCUCAUCUCUCUUCCCUAAAAUACCUCAAUCUCAAUGAAGUGGAUGUUAAUAGCAGCACAGGUUGGCUGCAUGUUGUUAACAUGCUUCCUUCCUUACUAGAGUUACACUUAUCUCAAUGCAGAUUAGUAAGCCUUCCACUAUCUCCACAGAGGAUUAACUUCACCUCACUUUCGGUCCUUGAUCUUUCAUAUAAUGAUUUCAAUACUUCUUCAUUUCCCAACUGGAUUUUCAAUCUUACUAGCCUAAAAUACCUCAAUCUCGAUGCAGUGGAUCUUCAUAGAGUUACAAAUUGGCUGCAUGUUGUUACCAUGCUUCCUUCCUUACUAGAGUUACACUUAUCUGAUUGCAGAUUAGUAAGCCUUCCGCUAUCUCCACAGAGGAUUAACUUCACCUCACUUUCGGUGCUUGAUAUGUCAUAUAAUGAUUUCAAUACUUCUUCGUUUCCCAGCUGGAUUUUCAAUCUUACUAGCCUCAAAGAACUUGUUCUAUAUGAGAAUUCUUUCAAUUGUCAUAUUCUAGAUGAACUUGCAAACCUCAAAUCUCUUGAAUACCUAGAUUUAUCUAAUUCAGGGCUCAAAGGUAGUGGAGUUCCCAAAGUCCUUGGAAACUUAUGCAAACUAAAGACAUUAAGUCUUGGGGGAAACAAUUUUGAUGGUGGGGGGAUUGAAGAGUUUUGGGAGAGUUUGUCAAAUUGUCCAAAUAAUACACUAGUAUUAGAGUCACUAGAUUUAUCAAAUUGUGAGCUGAAAGGCAAGUUGCCAACCUCCUUAGGAAUGUUCAAAAGUUUGCAGUAUUUGGACCUCUCUUAUAAUCACAUGAACGGGUCCAUUCCACAAAGUCUGGGACAACUCUCAAAGCUAAUUGACCUCAAUCUGUAUUGGAAUUCUUGGGAAGGCAAUAUAACGGAAGCCCAUUUCAUUAAUCUCACCAACUUGAAAAGUCUUUCAAUAGGCAACUAUUUAGAUGACAUACAAAAGCCCAUGUCCCUCGUUUUCAACGUGUCUUAUGAUUGGGUUCCUCCUUUCAAGCUCCACACAAUUGAGAUUUUCAAUUGCAAAGUGGAUCUUUGUUUUGAUACAUGGCUUCAAUCUCAGACUGAACUAGUAGAUGUCAUCCUUAGUAGAACUGGAAUAUCAUGUUCUAUAUCAGAGGAAUG